GCAGAGCUGGAAGAGGAGCCGGGCCCCGGUCCCUGUCCCUGCCCGGGAGGUGAGGGGGGCACGGCUGGAGGGUGCCGGUGCUCCGCUCUGCCCGCUCCUAGGCAGGGGGUCAUGGAGAAGGCCUGGCGCCGCCUGAGGGAGUUCGAUGUCGGGGACAAGUUCUCCCGCUUGCCGCUGCCCAGAGCCGCCGUGCUGCUGCCGCUCGUGGUGCAAGGGGGGCGGCUGCACCUGCUGCUCACCGUCCGCUCCAUGCAGCUGAGAAGAUCACCAGGGGAAGUGUGUUUUCCAGGAGGUAAAAGGGAAGCCACUGAUAAAGAUGACAUUGACACUGCUCUCCGAGAAGCUAAAGAAGAAGUGGGUCUUCAGCCAGAGAAGGUGGAAGUCAUCUGUAGGCUGAUGCCUGGAAUUGAUAAAAUUAAUAACUUGGUGACACCAGUUGUAGGAUUUGUGGAGGAUACAUUCCAGGUCACUCCUAAUCCAGAUGAAGUGAGCGAGGUUUUUGUUGUGCCUUUGGAGUACUUUGUCAAGCCCUUAAAUUACAAGACCUUCUCUUAUAAAACCUCCUCAGGUUACUUAACUCGCAUACACUGCUUUACAUACGAUGACCAGGAACACAGAAAGUCAUUCAAGAUAUGGGGACUGACUGCCCACUUUGCUGUAUUUCUUGCUCUUGUAAUUUUUGGAGAGAGACCUACCUUUGAAGUGGAUUAUGAUCUUGACAACUUAAUUUCAUCCUCUGAGAAUUACUUCAUUAAUUUGUAUGCAUCCGUACAUGAAAGAAAGAAGAGUAAUCUGUGACAACUUGGUCCGGCCAUUAAUUUAUUUUGAAAGAGGAAAAAGGAGGUUUGUUUAUUUCCUUUUUACCUAUUUUUUGAAAGCUACACUUGAAUUUCUUCUGAAUUGGGAACUUCAGGUUGACAAUCCCUAACUGGAUUAUUACCAUUUUUAAUCUCUUUUAAGAGUUCUGAGAAGCACAUAGUAUUUUUUGUGAAACAGACUUUGAAAAGGUCUGUUUCAGUUCCUUCUCAGUUUUGGUGCCUUUGUUCUGUGUGUUUCUGUGGUUUGCCUUGUCUGUAAUGAGAUAAUACUAUUUGAUGUAAUUCCUGUUUGAGUUAACCUAUGAAACCUUCUGGGGAUCUGGCUACCUCUUGCACGUGCCAUACAUGGACAAUGUGAUCCAUACAGUCUUGUGUGGUAUCAAAAAGCACUUACAGAAUGCACAAGAAAAAUACAAAUAGUUUCAGGUGAUUUCACAA
Vidua macroura (Pin-tailed whydah) is the source of this 1256-nucleotide messenger RNA. RefSeq names its product nudix hydrolase 7 (gene NUDT7). The record is from RefSeq and is a predicted model, not a curated record. Gene Ontology annotation, molecular function: coenzyme A diphosphatase activity; acetyl-CoA hydrolase activity; manganese ion binding. NCBI's taxonomy places the organism in Eukaryota, Metazoa, Chordata, Aves, Passeriformes, Viduidae. Gene Ontology annotation, biological process: nucleoside diphosphate metabolic process; coenzyme A catabolic process. The coding region runs from base 112 to 798 and encodes 228 amino acids. The transcript is spliced from 3 exons.